Molecule: messenger RNA, 1050 nt
Organism: Musa acuminata AAA Group (dessert banana)
Lineage: Eukaryota; Viridiplantae; Streptophyta; Magnoliopsida; Zingiberales; Musaceae
Product: expansin-B15-like
Exons: 3
Coding region: 17-673 (218 amino acids)
Biological process (GO): sexual reproduction
Cellular component (GO): extracellular region
Source: RefSeq, a predicted model, not a curated record
ACUGUUGCAGAGAGCCAUGUGUGUGAUUCCAGGAGGUGCUUGUGGCUAUGGAGGCGCGUUGGAGAAGCCUCCUUUCUCAUCCAUGAUAUCCGCGGGAGGCCCCUCGCUGUUCAAAUCGGGCAAGGGAUGUGGCGCUUGUUAUCAGGUGAAAUGCACCGAGAACGCAGCGUGUUCCGGCGAUCCAGUUACCGUGGUGAUCACAGACGAGUGCCCCGGCGGUCCAUGUCUCGAGAAGUCUGCCCAUUUCGACAUGAGCGGGACUGCGUUCGGGGCCAUGGCGUCCUCUGAUCGAGCUGACGAGCUUCGCAAUGCUGGUGUGAUGACAGUGCAGUACGCAAGAGUCCAGUGCAGCUACCCAGGCUUCGACUUGGCCUUCCGUGUCGAUGCUGGCUCAAACCCUUACUACUUCGCCGUCGUCAUAGAGUUCGAGGAAGGUGAUGGAGAUCUCGCUGCUGUGGAACUCAUGCAGGCAUCAUCAUCAACGGAUUCAUCGCAAUGGCUUUCCAUGCAGCAGUCAUGGGGUGCAGUGUGGAAAUUGAACUCAGCUUGGCAGCUGCAGGCCCCCUUUUCCAUCCGAUUGACGACGCUUUUAUCCAACCGGACGAUUGUGGCAGACGAUGUGAUCCCAUCAACUUGGCUGCCAGGGGAAACAUAUCGAUCUACCACACACUGACACCAGUAUCUAUCUUCGUUAGGAGUACGAUAUGUAACUAUCAUGGCUUAAUUCAUGACAAUAAAGACAGAUUUUAGCCAAUCCUUCCAUUGUUCUGCUCAACUCCAUUUCUUCCGAUCACUCCAAGAAUAAUUCUAGCUCGAACUUGUCAAACACGUUAUCCUCUCAAGUCUUGUGGACUUGUUUUGCCUGUUGAACGAGGCAAGUCAACUCUUCCAGAGGAGGUGGUGGUGAGACAUGGAAUGGAUGCUCUAAAGAAGCAAACCGCCACUACAAAUAAUACCUAUGAUAGAACACAACACAUUUCCUACAUUUUCAUCACUGCAACUACUGUCUUCCUCACUUGGAAUUUCUUCCUGCAUCAGCCAACUAUUAUU